Physcomitrium patens is the source of this 2485-nucleotide messenger RNA. Its product is annotated as protein ASPARTIC PROTEASE IN GUARD CELL 1. Gene Ontology annotation, biological process: proteolysis. Gene Ontology annotation, molecular function: aspartic-type endopeptidase activity. The record is from RefSeq and is a predicted model, not a curated record. Lineage: Eukaryota; Viridiplantae; Streptophyta; Bryopsida; Funariales; Funariaceae.
UUUUAUUGAUGUUUUCUUUACUCGCAAGCUUGCGGUGACGCCGAUCGCGUCUCGUGGAGCUGGAUCUGAUGCUCGGAAUCCCACUCUGCGCCUGAUCAAAGCGCUGCACAAACUUAUGAAUCUUAGUUUUCACUUCUGCUCGCACUGGUCCUAGAAAAAUUGCACGAAUUUAGCGGCUCUGUGAGACCGGUACCCCAAUUUUGCUUGUGGUUUUGGACCUCGAGAGCAGGUAACCCUAGGUCGUAAGAAUUAAUGGAAGUGGAGGAGUGAUUUGGAGGGAUCAGUGUCGCCCGUGUAGCGACUCGGACAGAGGGAAAUGGGGCUUCAUUGUGACUUUAUUUGGGGUUUGGUGGGUUUUUUGACCAUUCUGGUAGUGGGUGAAUUAGGUCGCGAGGUGAUCGGUGUUUCUGUGAACCCUAGUGAAAAUGAGAAUGGGAAUGGAUUGAAUGGGGUCAGGAUCCAGUCGAACUGCGGCUCCGCACUCGUGCUUCCCCUCGUGGAGUCUAAACGACAUGGACAUGUCGUGGAUCGUCGUUUUGAGCGGCGAGGGAGAGGCCUCGUGGAGGAUGCUAGGAUGGUCCUUCAUGACGAUUUGCUUACAAAAGGGUUGGAGAUCAAGUUAAUGUCGUCAGGAGUUCCAAUAAUAUACUACACAAGCAGAGUUUUCAUUGGGACACCUGCGCAGGAGUUUGCACUUAUAGUAGACACAGGAAGCACUGUUACAUACGUGCCCUGCUCUAGUUGCACUCAUUGUGGCCAUCACCAGGACCCCCGAUUUAAGCCCGACAAUUCAAGCUCGUAUCAAACGGUCUCUUGUAAUUCACCAGAUUGUAUAACGAAAAUGUGCGAUGCCAGGGUUCACCAAUGCAAAUACGAGAGGGUUUAUGCUGAAAUGAGCUCCAGCAAAGGAGUUCUUGGAAAGGACCUACUAGGUUUUGGCAAUGGCAGUCGGCUGCAACCUCAUCCUCUUUUAUUUGGAUGUGAAACUGCAGAGACUGGAGAUCUCUAUCUACAACAUGCUGAUGGCAUCAUGGGGCUGGGACGUGGUCCACUUAGUAUUGUGGACCAGCUUGUAGGAACUGGAGCCAUGGAGGAUUCUUUUUCACUUUGUUAUGGUGGCAUGGACGAGGGUGGUGGUUCCAUGGUGUUAGGGGCAAUUCCACCUCCUCCAGCUAUGGUAUUUGCUAAAUCAGAUCCUAAUCGUAGCAAUUACUACAACCUAGAGUUAUCUGAGAUUCAGGUGCAAGGAGUCAGCUUGAAUGUGCCUAGUGAAGUUUUCAAUGGAAGGCUUGGCACAGUUCUAGACAGUGGGACAACAUACGCCUAUCUUCCAGAUAAAGCUUUUGAUGCUUUCAAAGAUGCUAUUACUCAACAACUUGGGUCAUUGCAAGCUGUUCCUGGUCCUGAUCCAAGUUACCCUGAUGUUUGCUUCGCAGGAGCAGGAAGUGAUUCAAAAGCGCUGGGCAAGCAUUUUCCUCCAGUGGACUUUGUAUUUUCGGGAAACCAGAAAGUAUUUUUGGCUCCAGAAAACUAUCUAUUCAAGCAUACCAAAGUGCCAGGGGCAUAUUGUUUGGGCUUCUUUAAGAACCAAGACGCUACAACAUUGCUUGGAGGGAUUGUUGUGAGGAAUACGCUGGUUACGUAUGACAGGGCCAAUCAUCAGAUUGGUUUUUUCAAGACGAAUUGCACAAAUUUGUGGAGCAUUUUACCUGCUGAACCUCCAUUGGCACCGCCACCACCUCCGGUAAAUGAGAGUAGUCCUAUCGAAUCACCGGCAUCCUUGCCAGAGGAUAAACAAGAUUUUGGCAGCAUUGAACUUCUAAUUGAACUAGAUGGAAAUUUUACCACCAUUUUGAAUCAGACUCUCCUGUUUAAAUCAAGCAUGGCUUCUGAACUUGCGAUUUCUUCGUCACAGAUAAGCAUAGAAGACAUUAAAGAAGAUGGAGAACACGUAGUUGUGCGAUGUAUUAUAUCUCCAGCAUCUUCUCAGCUUUUUUCAUCAUCUGCUGCCAAGGCAUUAGCAGCGCGGUUAGAAGACCAUACAGUUAAGCUGCCAGAGAUUUUUGGUGCGUACCGCUUGAGAAGCUGGAAAGGUCUCCCCCCCUCAAAAUGGGCUUGGAUACAUUCAGAUAGGGCUAAGAUGGGUGCUAUGAUUGCAAUAUUAGUGGGGGUAGUAGUAUUGCUUGCAGUUAUUGCAAGUUUAGUCUACUGGUAUUUUUUCAAGUACAGAAACAGAGGCCAAAUCAAGUACGAAAACUUGGAGGUGGCCGAAACAAAUGAAGAGGAAACAUGGAUUGGUGACGAGCAAUUGUAGCCACCUGCAACUGUACAGUGCACCUAUUCUCUAGAAGGGUAGUGCCUUAAUUCCCAAUUUCUCAAGCUCAGGUUUCUGUUUGUAUUAACGAGCGGUUAUCCUGUGCUUCCCAUAUCAAGUGGUAGAAAGUUGGUGUUGGAAUAUCAUUUGAUACGUCUGUUUUAACUUGCA